AUGCGAUCGCUCUGGGGCAUCGUAAUCUCUUGGAUAGUCAGUUAUGCUUUGGCCGAAUGCCCCUCGGAGGAGCUUCCUUUGCCUGAGCAAUAUGCUGAAGGAAAAUUUUACUACCCAAACGGAUCUCCUCAGUGUGUGAGCAAAGGGUCUCAUAUGAAUGUGAGCUGGUCUUCGAUCUUUGAAGCGACGAAUCUCUAUCUGAUCCAGGGGGAAAAUUUUAAUAGCCCCGUUGGAAUUGCCUUAAACACGGCAUCCACUUGGUAUGAGUGGACUGUGAACUAUUCCGACGCAACAAACCACUCAAUUCCGUUUGUCUUCCGCAUAGUCAACGCUCAAGGCUCAAGGGAAGCGCAGCAAGGCGGUGGAUUUCUCAGCGGCCAGUUCUAUAUUAAUUUCGGCUCGGACCUAAAAACAUCCAUUACGAUGUCCCCGACAAGUACUCUGGCGAGCACUACGGGGAGUUCCUCUAUAUCCUGGACUACAUUACCCAGUAAUACGAGCGAGGGAGAGCGCUCACAAAAAGAAGACGAUAAUUCACCAAAUAAAAAUCUCGCGCUAGGGCUGGGUAUAGGCUUGGGCGUGCCGUUUUGUUUAACUGCUGGAGCUGUCUUCUUCCUUAUACGGCGGAGGGCUAAACAGCCUCCUUUCAUUUCUCAGGGUUAUAAGGGCCAACCAAGUAAUAUAUCACAUCCUGACAAGUCCUUUGAGCCAUUUGGACCUGAAACCGUGCAUCGUGAUCCCCAAGAGUUAUAUGCGGAUAGCAGAUGGAGUAGACAAGACCUUUCUCAUCAACCCCAGAAUCGGCAUGAGCUAGGAUAA
Molecule: messenger RNA, 819 nt
Organism: Nannizzia gypsea CBS 118893
Lineage: Eukaryota; Fungi; Ascomycota; Eurotiomycetes; Onygenales; Arthrodermataceae
Exons: 2
Coding region: 1-819 (272 amino acids)
Source: RefSeq, a predicted model, not a curated record